Molecule: messenger RNA, 3940 nt
Organism: Eublepharis macularius
Lineage: Eukaryota; Metazoa; Chordata; Lepidosauria; Squamata; Eublepharidae
Gene: ZHX2
Product: zinc fingers and homeoboxes 2
Exons: 3
Coding region: 258-2708 (816 amino acids)
Biological process (GO): regulation of transcription by RNA polymerase II
Cellular component (GO): nucleus
Molecular function (GO): DNA binding; DNA-binding transcription factor activity, RNA polymerase II-specific
Source: RefSeq, a predicted model, not a curated record
CGAGAGUCUCGACGUUCUAGAACGCGCGCCGCGAGUUCCAUUCGGGGGAAAGUUCGUCUCUCGGCGUUCCAAAGCUCGGGUCGCAGGCAUGACACAGCCCAGUUUGCUGGGUGACCACAGCUUGACGGCCAGGGCUGGUGCUAGAAUUCUUUAGGAUAUAUCCAAGGCGACCUCGGGAAAACGAAAAACCAUCUAAGAGCCACUUUGGAGCUUGUUCAAGGAAAGAAGAAAUCACUGCUGCCGAUUGCAGGGCUACCAUGGCUAGUAAGAGGAAAUCAACGGUUCCGUGUAUGGUGCGAUCAACUGAGGCCAUGGACCAGGAAGGUCCCAAGGACCCAAUAGCAGGAAAGGCAGCUGGUGUUCCAGAGCGGGACUCAGGAAAUGGUUGGUCUGCCCUUAAGGAGAACUGUGAGAAUGACUGCGAAGUGAUUGAGGGGAAAUCAUCCCCGGCCAAUCCUGCAAGGAAACCUUUAGGCGGUUACGAAUGUAAGUACUGCCCCUACUCCACACAGAACUUGAAUGAAUUCACAGAGCACAUAGACAGCCAACACCCCAACGUGAUCCUCAACCCUCUCUAUGUAUGUGCAGAGUGUAACUUUACUACCAAAAAGUAUGAUUCUUUAUCCGACCAUAACACAAAACUCCACGCUGGAGAGAACAACUUUAAGCUAAAGUUAAUCAAGCUCAAUAAUCAGACUGUCUUAGAGCAGUCCAUUGAAGGAUCAAACAACCCAGUUGUUGCUGAAGUCCCUGAGUACGAGGUAGUUCCCCUUGGGGCAAGCAUGGCAAAUAAAACUAGUCCAAAUGCGAACACUGGAAAGUCUAAAGGGGAGGCCAAGAAAGCUUCCAUAGACAACCACUUGGACGGGUUCCGCAGUCUUGUUACUGAAACCAGUGAGCCUAUCGCCUGUAUUAAUAGAGCGGAGCUCCUCCAAGAUGUACUAGCUCACGUGAUGCCCUCGGUGCAACUCCCACCAAAUAUCAACCUGGUUCCCAAAGUCCCCGUACCGCUGAAUAGUACCAAAUACAAUUCUGCACUGGACACUAACACAACCAUGAUUGGUUCCUUCAACAAAUUUCCCUACCCUACACAGGCAGAGUUGUCAUGGCUGACCGCAGCAUCCAAACACCCAGAGGAGCAAAUCCGAAUUUGGUUCGCGACUCAGCGCUUGAAGCAUGGCAUCAGCUGGUCACCUGAAGAGGUGGAAGAGGCGAGGAAGAAGAUGUUCAAUGGCACCAUCCAACCCACAGCCCCUCAGACCAUUGCUGUUCUGCCAGCUCACGUCACCCCCACGAAAAUGCCGCAGCCGCUUAUCCAAACAGCUGUGCCUUGCCAGAUACUCAGUCAGACUGGCCUGGUUUUGACACAAGUGUCCAACGGAUCCAGUGUUGCGCCAAUUACACUUGCUGUCACUGCCAAUCAAGGGCAGAAACGGUGUGCGCCGAACCAGUCGGCUGCCCCAGAAGCGAAACGUCCCCAUGUCAUCCCAGCAGAAACCUCACCGAAACAGAUGACUCCUACUGCUUCGGCUCCUGCUCCCCCUUCGGCUCCUGCUCCCCCUACCGUUACACCUACAGUGCCAUCUCCUGCUAUGCCACUGGCCUCACCAAACGACCGCAAGAAGACCAAGGAACAAAUAGCAGCUCUGAAAGCAAGUUUUAUAGUCAGCCAGUUUCCCGACAACACGGAAAUAUACAGGCUUAUAGAAGUCACGGGUCUCUCCAGAAGUGAGAUCAAGAAGUGGUUCAGUGACCAUCGGUACCGAAGUCAAAGAGGAAUUGUUCACAUCACGAGUGAAUCCAUAGCCAAGGACCAGCUUGCUCUCGCGGCUGCACGGCAAGGGCAUAGUUAUGACCCCCCCAUAGACUUCAUGACCCAGAAGUUCAAAGAAAAAAGCCAAGAGCAACUGGGGAUCCUUGAAGAAAGCUUCCUGAAGAGUUCUUUUCCAACCCAGAGCGAGCUGGAAAGACUUAGGACAGAAGCCAAGAUGACUAGAAGAGAGGUGGAUUACUGGUUUGCCGAGCGGAGGAAGCUCAGAGAUAAUAUGGAACAAGCAGUCUUGGACUCAAUGGGAUCAAGCAUAAAGAGUCACAGUCAAGGAGCUUCCAACGGUGCAGUAAGUCAGACGGAGCAGAUGAAUACCUCCCAGGCACCAGCAUCUUCGUCUAGGUGUCCUCCAGCCUUUGCCACCAAUAGCCAAGAGCAGGUCCACUUACUAAAAAGCACGUUUGCAAGAACUCAGUGGCCCUCACCACAAGAGUACGAUGAGUUGGCAGCUCAGACGGGGCUCACUAGAACUGAAAUAGUGCGCUGGUUUAAGGAGAACAGGAGCUUGCUGAGAACCGGGACGUUAAAGUGGCUGGACCAAUGCCAGCAACAGUAUGGAAUUGACGGAUAUAAAGACCCCAAAGGGCCAAUUCCCAUCGUGAUUACAAAGAUCGGUAAUGAUGUUGUUCAGCAGCCUAACAAGGAAUUUCUGAAGGUGGGGAAGCUAAACAGGGAAGGAAUGGAGAGAUCGGAAUGCAGCAGUCGAAGUAGCCAGGGCAACGAUGAUACCCAGGAAGGCGGGAACACAAGUUGGGUGGAGGUGACCAUAGAAGACGACAAUCCCUCUUCAGACAGUAUGAAUAGUUUGACCCAAAUAGUGCCUGAAAUCAAAGUAGAGUAUGAUUCCGAAAGUAUAUCUGGUGAUAUCUCUCACACCUAGACAGGCAUAUCAAUUGUUCUACUGGUUAGGUCUACUCAUUAACUUGGUGACGACCUUGGGAGUCCACCAUUACUGAGCCUGGAACAAAUCUUUUGUUUUCGGAAAUACGAUAUCUGAUGAGUUUUUACUCCAGACUCAAACCAUGCUGGCAUAGUCCCAGUGAAGAGGAGACCCUCCUCUGUGGAGUAGCCACAGAUUCGAUGGUGCCAAAGUCCUGCAGUGGGCUUUUCCAAAAAGGGCCCUUGUAUAUAUGUUUCGUCCUACUUGCUUGCCUUCUGUUGUACGUGCACUGGGAAAUUAUCAUAAUAAUGUCCUAACCCACUGGGAAACAUUUUUGCUGCCUUUCCCAGCUAGUGCGUGAUAAGCUAAAUUGAUGCGGAUCAUUGCUGUCUCAAGGUCAAGUGUGGCUCAUCUGUUGUCUUAAGAACGAGUAACCACUGUUACCCGCUUUGGAAACGAUCAGGGAACCCUUCUGUCCUGCUGCAUUAGUUUCAGAGAACGGGUUUCUAACUGUAAGGAGAGUUUGCUCAAUCUCAGCAUUCUCAAAAGUUUAUCCAAUCUCAACAUUCACAAUGGAUAUCAACAAUCCAUCCUGGAGUGCCCGGGGGCCUUGUUUGACUUUCUCAACACCCGUCUAGAUGUGUUCAUCCACAUGCAUGCAAAAAAUAAAAAAAGUUGUCAUGAUGGGAAGCCAAUCUCCUGUUGCAUCCUGUAUUUCACCCUUUGCCAAAACAUCUGGACUGUGGAACUCUGGAAAUGUCAGUUGUACACCUUUACUUGUUCCAAGCACCUUGAAAAAAAACCCUACACAUAAGACAAUCUCGGAACAAAAGGAUUUUACAGCAGAGGGCCUAAGCAUCUUUAUAACAAAACUUGGUCAUAAUUCUUAGUUGGGGCAAAGUUGGGGGACAUGUCUUUUUUUUGCCAGCCUUUCAGCCUUAGAUAUGGCAGCGUGCAACAGGAAAAGUUGUUUGGACUUGCCCCCCUCAUUUUUUAGCUUGUUUCUAAAUCUUCAAGUGCACUUGCACUUUCCACCCCCCCUCCCCCUUGUUGAAAGGUGGAGAGCAAAUGGUUGUGUAUAAAAGUUAACAGGUGACCUGCUGUGGUUUUGAAAGGCAGGUCUGUGGUUCCCAAUAUACGCUGCACAAGGAUAGGGCAUUUGAAUAAAAAACUUUUCUAACAUUGCUUAGUUGUUGUAAUUCAAUAAAACAAUGGCUUGGUGGUUUCAGUAA